AUGGGGAAGAAUCACCGUGACCCUCCACCCGCCGCCUUGGUGAGGCGAUCGCCACCUGGUCGCUGCUACUUCGCCGUCAUGGAGCCUCCUAGUGUCGCUGCCAUCCUCCUCCGUCGCUGCUGCUUCACUUCAUCUUUUGUUCUCCCUCAGUUCGUCGAAGUGCCACCACCACAGUUCGAGAACCUAUCAUCCAGCAGCUAG
Molecule: messenger RNA, 201 nt
Organism: Lactuca virosa
Lineage: Eukaryota; Viridiplantae; Streptophyta; Magnoliopsida; Asterales; Asteraceae
Source: the annotation of a GenBank genome assembly